Messenger RNA from Haplochromis burtoni (Burton's mouthbrooder), 3080 nucleotides. It is a transcript of the gene cntn1b, whose product is annotated as contactin 1b. Gene Ontology annotation, molecular function: cell-cell adhesion mediator activity. The record is from RefSeq and is a predicted model, not a curated record. Gene Ontology annotation, biological process: brain development; cell-cell adhesion. NCBI's taxonomy places the organism in Eukaryota, Metazoa, Chordata, Actinopteri, Cichliformes, Cichlidae.
GCUAAUCAUGAAAUCAGUGAAUCGGGGGCCGUGCUUCAUCUGUUUAAUGUACAGUACGAAGAUGUGGGAUUUUAUGACUGUGAAGCCAUCAACACUAAAGGAAAGGACUGGCACAAGGCCUGGCUCUACGUGGAGUCUGCUCCGGAGUGGGCAGAGACCAUCAAUAACACGAUGAAAGACAUUGGCUCAGAGCACACCAUGCGCUGUGUGGCAUCAGGGAAACCCUUCCCUUUCAUCCGCUGGUAUAAAGAUGGAUAUAUGUAUGGUAAAGGUGAGCUGAAGUUUUCCAGCCUGACUUUUGCUGACUCCGGGAUGUAUCAGUGCAUCGCUGAGAACUACUGGGGCAUCAAAUACGCCAAUGCUGAGCUGCGAGUCAUCGCCUGUGCGCCAACAUUCGAGUUCAACCCUGUGAAGAAGCAGCUUCUCGGAGCUAAAGACGGACGUGUGGUGAUUGAGUGUAAACCCAGAGCGGCUCCUAGACCUCGAUUCACCUGGACAAAGGGCAAAGAGCUCCUCUACAACAGCUCACGCAUUUCAAUCAUGUUUGACGGGAGUCUGGAGAUCUUGAAUGCCACCAAAAACGAUGAAGGGGUUUACACCUGCUUUGCGGAGAAUGACAGAGGAAAGGCCAACAGCUCUGGCUAUCUCACCAUCACAGAGGCUACCAGCAUCACAGUAGCACCUGAGGACACUGAGGUUAGAGUUGGUGACGAGGUGAUUCUGAAGUGUGAAGCUUCAUACGACCCCAUGCUGGACAUCACAUUUAUCUGGGCUAUAGACUUCAGAGUCAUCGACUUUAAUGCAGAGUGGCAACAAUAUGAACGUGUCAUGAACGAAGAUGGUGUUGGCGACCUGAGAAUAUUGGACGCUCAAAUUUGGCACGAAGGUCGCUACACCUGCACGGCUCAGACUGUUGUGGACAGUGACACUGCCUACUGUGAUCUCAAGAUUGUAGGUGUUCCUGGUCCUCCUGGUGUGAUUCGGGUGGAAGAGAUUGGGGACACGUGGGUGAAGCUGUGGUGGACUAAAGGAGCUGAGCAUAAUAGCCCUAUUCUCUACUAUACCAUUCAGACCAGACACUACUGGGCUCUAUAUGAAGAUGACUGGAGGAAUGCCAGCACUUCUCCAAGUGUUCUUGAUGGCAGUAUGGAGAAAGCAGAGGUGACAGACUUGUAUCCUUGGAUGGAAUAUCAGUUUAGGAUCAUUGCUACUAAUGAGCAUGGCUCUGGAGAGGCCAGUAUCCCUUCCCUCAAGAUCAAAACCUGGGACGCUUCACCAGUUGUGUCUCCCACCAAUCUGGCCGGUUAUGGAGGUCGAAAUGGUGAGAUAAUCAUCACGUGGACACCCGUGGAGCCUUGGUACUUCUAUGGUAAGAAGUUUGGCUACAUCGUCGCGUUUAAGCCUCACGAUGCUUACGACUGGUGGUACGAGACCAUCUCGGACCCUGAGACAAGACGACACGUUCACAGAGACACCUAUUUCAUCCCCACUGAGGAAGACUUCCAGGUGCGAGAGUUUCAGGUGAAGAUCAAGUCAUUUAAUGUGAAAGGAGACGGACCCUACACCCUCACAAAGGUCAUCUACUAUCCACGAGAUGUACCUAUAGAAUCUCCAACAGAUAUCUACGCUAGGCCUGUGUCCUCCACUGAAGCUCUGGUUUGGUGGUUGCCAGUGGUUGACACUGGAACAGGCCUACAACAGUAUAUUGAGGGAUACCAGGUCAGAUACUGGAGAAAAUAUGAUGAUCCGGAACCAGGUGCCAAUCGUAUUUUUGUCUCAGCCUCAGUCAAUCAGACAAGGCUGGAAAAUAUGCUGCCAGAUUCACACUACCUCAUCGAGGUCCGUGCCUACAAUGGAGCAGGCCUCGGACCCCCUGGAGAAAUGUGUGAGAUGUUCACCAAGAGGCCACCACCACCAGAUCCUCCCAGGAUGUGGCGAUACAUCAGUUGGACAGGGAAAUGGCUGUAUGUGUGGUGGGAUCAUAUUCAGUACGACUGGUUCGGUAAUAUUUCCUUCCCGCUGUACUACAAGGUCAUGUUCAGAAAGUCAGGCUACAUCUAUGGGAAGGUCUACAUCACUGGCUGGCACUUCAUGGACUUCCCCAUGCCUCAGGUUGGAGAUUAUGAACUGAUGGUGCGCGGCCGUUAUGAAGGAGGAGAUGGCCCAAUCAGGAGGAUUAAGAUUCUGGGUCAUGCAUCCACAAUCACGCCCACCUUAAGCCUGGUGUCUUUGGUGCUGCUGGCACUGUGCGUUGUGGGACUGGAAAUUUAAGCCUGCCUCAAGCAACAUGUAUAUAACAGACUCUGGGAAGCAAAUACACGGACCAUAUUGAGGAUCUAGUCUUUAUUAUCAAACAGUCUUCACAUUGAUGCUCACUAAGAUGCCACAUCUUGCAUCCCUCUAGCUUUUGUUCAGGUGUAACACAAUACUGGAAAAAGAAAAUUGUUUCUCAAAAAUAAGAUUUGUUGUUAAUCCAAAUGCUUUUCUAGACAAAUUACCAACCAUAUUUGUAUACCAUCAUAUGACCUAGAUCUAAAAUGUCUUGAAUGAAUUAUAUGACAAGGCACAUGAUUCUCCAAACACUGUGUAGAUAGAAAUAAAUGCACAAGGAAAAGAAAGUUUAAGUUGUUCGUCAAGCGAAAAGUGCGAUUUUCCAGUCUCUUAAGUUAUUUUCUAUUAGUUUUUUUUUUUGUUGGAAAAAUUAUGAUUUCUUUUUACACAGACAGUCUCCAUCUCUGUUAAAUCAGUCAUUAGUAUGUACACAAAACUGUAAUAAGAAAUGCUUUUGGUUAUUUUUAAAAAGUGUUUAUGCAAACUAUGUAAGGUAUUUGUGAAUAGCGUUUUUUCUUCUUCUUUUUAAAAUUUAUUUAUUGAAACAGGAGUAAUGCUACCAACGAUGGGGACAGAAUGUUGGUGGGGGAGCUGUGGGUUUCGCAAUGACUCUAAAUUGUUAUUCGGAGUUAUUAACAAUGAAAGACAUAUCGCUUUGACAUCUACUACUGUAUAUCACCUGGAUCUGUAUGCUAACUUCUUUUGUGUCAAGCUGCAAAACCAUUAAACUGAAUGCAACAAACAAAUGA